Mycena citricolor is the source of this 559-nucleotide messenger RNA. The record is from the annotation of a GenBank genome assembly. Lineage: Eukaryota; Fungi; Basidiomycota; Agaricomycetes; Agaricales; Mycenaceae.
CUGUUUCUGGCGUUUUUCUCGCAACGCUUCUACCUCUCCUCAUGCGGACCUCCAGCUCUCGUCGCUCGAACCUGCAGCCUCUCAUGAUACCCGAGCUCUUAGCUUCUUCUCCGAGGGAAGCUGGAUACCACUCGCCAGCCGAGAGUGAUAGCUUGCAGACCCCAACACCUAUAUACGACCACGGCGAGAUUCAUCUCCAGUUCAAACAUGUGUCACAAGACCAUCUUUCUCCGCGCAUUCAUCCGUACAUACGCAAAGGACACUGCGAUACUCCACUAUCUCCUUCUCCUCUUCAAAUCUUCCUCCCGUCCCCGAAAAGUCUCGAGCUUUCCUUACACGCGUCGCCGUCGUCCUCUCGUUCGGCGAGCUUCUCACUUCACGGAUCGCUCUCCAGCAGCAGCGGCAGCUUUGUGAGAUAUAACAGUGAACCUCAGUCAGGAAACCUCCGAUGCAAACACGCCAAUCCUCGUGCUUCUUCUGAUCCCGACGCUCGCACUAGUCGCACACCCCAAGAGCGACCAUUGAACUUGAAGGGAUCAGCCCAUUCACCGCGUUUCCC